AUGCCCAGCCCUCCUUCACCCCUAUCCCCAGUUUCCUCAGGAAAGAAAAGACCGCACCCCUCCGAGACCUUGGCGCAAGGUGACGGGACCAAUCCCGCACUUAACACCCCCGCCCCAGCAGCUGCAUCCGCCUCAACCGCCUCAUCCGCCCAUCCCACCGCCACCUCCGCGUCCGCAUCCUCGUCAUCGUUCCGCAAUGUCUCAGCAUGUAAUCGCUGCCGAUUGCGCAAGAACCGCUGCGAUCAGCGUCUUCCGCGCUGCCAGUCCUGCGAGAAGGCUGGCGUGCGCUGCGUCGGAUACGACCCUAUCACCAAGCGGGAGAUCCCGCGCAGUUACGUCCAUUUCCUCGAGACGCGCGUGGCACAUCUUGAGAAACAGUUGACGGAUAAUAAUAUUGAUUUUAAGAAAGCCGUUGCUUUUGACGAGGAGGAGGCUAUCAAGGUCGAGUCGGAAGGCGACACCGCGCAAGCGCUUGGUCAUGAUGGUCAAGCGGGUGAGGGUUCUGCGGAGGAAAAGACACGGCGGAAGAACCUCUCAAAAGGAGAUGCCACUCGGUCGGGGCAGAAAGGAGAUGGGAAGUCAAAUCUAGAUGCGGCCGGUGACCCCGCCAACGAGGAGAAUUGGCGUCUGCAUAAUUUGGUUUCAAACAUCGGCAUGGUCUCUGUACAAGGUACUUCUGACCCGCGGUAUCUGGGGUCGACAUCGGGGAUUUCGUUUGCCCGCAUUGUCUUCGCCGCCGUGAGGAGCUCACUCCCCGGCAAUGCGGAGCGUGCACAGGUUCGCACCAGCGAUAAAUUGCCCCAGAGUGCUGCUGGAACUGCUGGCGGUGGAGGCAGUAUGCGUGAUUCCUUCUUCGGACUGCAGACGAGGCCGAUGAUGAAGUGCGCUGCGUUCCCUGAGCGGGAGCUUGCUGAGCGGCUGGUUGAUCUUUACUUUGAGCAUGCGAAUCCUCAGAUGCCCAUUCUCCACCGAGGAGACUUUAUGGAGCUGCUUGACAGUACUUAUCUGCAAGAGGAGAAGAAACGUUCGCCGCGCGCGCUUUAUGUGCUUAAUAUCGUGUUUGCUAUUGGUGCCGGGAUCAUCUUUGAGGAUAAGCCUCCAAGUUCGGAUGAUGAGGAUCGCAAUGGUCGUGACAGGUCUGCGUCUGGGACGAAGCGACGAAAGCUUUCGAGCCAUCAGUACCAGCCCGAGGAAUACCACGCUUCGGCGAUUCUCCAUCUGGAUUCGUUCCUUGGCUCGUCUUCUAGCGAGGGCUUCGGAGGGUUGGAGGAACUGCAGGCAGUGCUCCUCCUAGCCAGCUUUGCCCUGUUGCGACCCGUUGCACCUGGUCUUUGGUAUAUCGUCGGCGUGGCCAUGCGCUUAGCUGUCGAUCUUGGGCUCCACUACGAAGACGGGACAGGCAUUGACUCUGCAACGAAAGACGGCAACCAAGUACAGUCACGGAUCGAUCCCCGUGAACGAGGACGACGGGAAUGGGUGCGUGAUGUCCGUCGCCGUUUGUGGUGGUGCGUCUACAGCUUCGACCGUCUGGUCGCCACGUGUGUGGGACGGCCAUUUGGGAUCAGCGACCAGGCCAUCAGCACCGAUCUUCCGUCCAUGAUGGACGACAAAUAUAUUACCAAGUCCGGCCUUUUGACACCACCGGAGGGUGCCCCUACAUAUAAGCAUGUUGCAUUCCACUACUUCAAAUUACGGCUUCUUCAAUCUGAAAUCCACGAUGUUCUACAAUACCAGCAGGCACGCGCUGUGCGGAGGAGAGCGUCCGGCGCAGCAAUCCUCCCCCACGCCGAGCUUUCCUCCCCUUUCCUCCAGGGCUUUGCCUCUUUCCGUUCCUGGCGUCAUGAUGUGCAUCGUCGGUUGGUCGAGUGGCUAGAGAGCGCACCCACACGCCUAGAAACAGGCGUGAGAUUCUCUAUCGAGCUGCUCGAGCUGAAUUAUUGGCAGGCUAUCAUUUUGUUGUACCAGCAGAGCUUGACUGUUCCUGCUGAGUUGGCGGGAGAGCUUACUCCCGUAGAUGAAGUCUCCAGUCCGUCAUUUUCAAAUCCGGAUGCGGGUGACGAUGAGGAUCAAGUCUAUCUGAAUGUGGCUGAGGCUGGCCAGAAGGUCAUUCGAAUCUAUCGUCAAUUGCAUAGAGUUCGCUUGGUGAAUUAUACCUACCUUGCAACACAUCACAUUUUCAUGGCUGGGAUCUCGUUCCUAUAUGCCAUUUGGCAUUCACCUUUGGUCCGAAGCCACCUGACCCUCGAUGAAGUCGACUUCACCGUCCUUGCCGCAACUUCUGUGCUCGGCGACUUGAUGCAGAAAUGCCCACCGGCUGAGGCAUGUCGGGAUGCAUUCGAGCGCAUGAGCAAAGCCACCGUUCAGAUGUGUCUAUCCACAACCGGAUUCGGUGCCCAAGUAGAUAUGAGCCGAGUUCACGCUGCAUCAAACGCCGGCAACCCACUGUACAACCAGGGGCGACAGCCUAUGGACCAACAGCGCACAGGUCAAGAUCAGGGCAGGCGGGCGACACAAACACGUCCAUCGCGUCCCAUUCCCAAGUUCGACAUGAACUUGGCUGAUCUAUUCUCUGAUAGCAAUCCCUUGACCGACCAGUCUAGACCAGUUGUCCGAUCCGGACUGCCAUCAUAUCAACCAGAAUCCCUGGGACCCAACCGCCCAGCAGACCAAUCUGGCCAGUCAUAUCGCAACUCAAUGGAUUACUAUCUCAAGUACGAGAAUUCGAACUCCCCCCAACCUCCGCAGUUCUACUAUUCGAACUCGCCGCAACGAUCCGGCUCUCCGAGCGGUAACACCCAUGACAUGCCGUCUGUCGGUUCUGAAGCUCCUCAGGGGAUGAGUCUCGAUUUCUUGGAUUUCGGAACUGGCGAAGUUCAAGGCCAGGGUAAUCUGGAGGGCGACGGUAAUGCUGAUUACGACAUAAUGUCUGUGCCACCUUAUGGUCAGAACUUGGGCCAGAAUGUUGGGAUUGACCUUGGCUUUGGCAUGGCUAUGGACUUCCAGCAUGACUGGAGUGAGAAUCCCAACUAUGAUCUUUUGGAAGGGUAUUUCUUUGGUGGUUCUGGUGCUGGCCCCUCAGGAGGGGAUGCUCAGUAA
Messenger RNA from Penicillium bovifimosum, 3096 nucleotides. Its product is annotated as Zn(II)2Cys6 transcription factor. The transcript is spliced from 3 exons. The coding region runs from base 1 to 3096 and encodes 1031 amino acids. NCBI's taxonomy places the organism in Eukaryota, Fungi, Ascomycota, Eurotiomycetes, Eurotiales, Aspergillaceae. Gene Ontology annotation, biological process: positive regulation of transcription by RNA polymerase II; DNA-templated transcription. The record is from RefSeq and is a predicted model, not a curated record. Gene Ontology annotation, molecular function: zinc ion binding; sequence-specific DNA binding; DNA-binding transcription factor activity, RNA polymerase II-specific.